AUGAGCUCCGAUUGGAACUGGAUAAACCUGCCAGGAGGUCAUACGGAGCAAUUGCUGGCGGACUUGGAGGCGCUGCCAGCAGAGGAUGGCAACCAACCUUGUACAGGUCGGGGCAUGGUCGUUGUCCAGACCAACGCUACGUGUUCCUUCCACAUCAGCUUCAGCAGCACCGACGUUCUGCCCACACGUGGCACGGAUGUCCCCACUCUCCGCUUCGUGGUUGGCAAGCGCCGCAACACAAUGACGAGUGUUGGCUUGGGCAACCCUUAUCUGAAGAAGGAGCCCAUCGACUUCACUCGCCAGCAAGAUGCGCUUCUGACAUCCAAUCCGGAGAGGAGUCGCACUUUCUGGUUUCUCUACGACAAAGUGGUCCAGGUGGCAGCUAUGGGUGUACAGGGAUGCCCCCAGGCCGAUGUCUGCCGUCUGCUUUGUCGGUUUCAGGACUCCAUCGGCUUCCGUGCCGAGGUGUGCGAGAACCUUCGAUACGUCAUCAUCUCCUCCGGGAAGCUACCGGUUUCGCUGCGCAUCGUGCAUGUCGGACCGCCGCCGGACGUCUCCAUUCCACGCCAUCUGUUUGACCCGGUGGAGUGGAAAGAGCUUCCCUGGCAAGGCUGCAGUUGCAUCUUCGAACUGGACGAGCAACAUCUAGCAAUUCUGAAACGUAUCCAGUCGCUGCUGUCAGCAUCGCCUUUGGGGCCGCUUUACCAGCUGGUGCCACCAGAGUGCCUCUGCCUCAACCCGGCGCGGUUGCUCGAUCCCUUUCGGCGUCCCGAGCUGCUGUGCCAGGGCCCGAGCGUCGUUGCUGACAGCCCUGGAGAUGAAAUGGACUGGCGAGCCUGCUUCGAGCAGGUGCAGGAGCGCCUUGCAAUCCCGCUGCACUCUGGUCCCUGGACGUACUGGCCGCUGCGCUUCGAUCGUGCUGACUGCACGACCGUGACCUUGACACCGACAGGUCCUGUGUGUCAGCAAGCCGUCUCCUCGUGGGUUGCUGCUGUGCAGCAGGCCAGCGGGCUGCGAAAUGCCGCAGUUCCACGAGACAUGCUGACGCUGACCUUUGCCUACGAGGUGUUCCCAGUCGAGGGCGAGAACGCGUCGCAGGUCCGACGUGACCUUGUUCGCGAGAUCAAAGCAAUCUUGGACAAGGAAUGGGGCAUCAUGGAGUUUAUCGGCCCAAAGUUGGCGUUAUGGCAGACGAAGAGUCGCUGGUUGCCCUUCCAGGCGGCCUAUGUGCCUUCGGCACCUACUCCGUAG
Messenger RNA from Symbiodinium sp. CCMP2456, 1251 nucleotides. The record is from the annotation of a GenBank genome assembly. Lineage: Eukaryota; Dinophyceae; Suessiales; Symbiodiniaceae.